This is a messenger RNA of Mycena citricolor, 348 nucleotides long. NCBI's taxonomy places the organism in Eukaryota, Fungi, Basidiomycota, Agaricomycetes, Agaricales, Mycenaceae. The record is from the annotation of a GenBank genome assembly.
AUGAACGUUUACUGUACAGAGACCCAGUGGGGCCAGUGCAUCUGUUACGGACGCAUUGCUCGACAUGAAUAUCUUGCUGGUGCCGUUCUUGACUCCUGGUGUCCAACUGCCCUCCAAAGCCCGCGUUCAUGCUGGAUUCUUGGCUGCAUGGGACUCGGUCGCGACGCAAAUCACCGCCACUCUAACUGCCCAGCGCAUGGUACACUCCGGCUACCGGCUCGUGACUGUUGGACACUCAAUGGGCGGUGCACUGGCCACUCUCGCCGCCGUCUCGCUUCUCCAGCUCUUCCCGGCGUCGCCGAUGUUGGACCAAACGCGCACUUACUCUUACGGUGCCCCUCGUGUCGG